GAGCAUUGCGUCAGGUUUCAAUCCACAGAAAACCACUGGUAAGCAAAAAAAUUGCAACAGUCGACCCACUUAAUCUACAUGGGGUGACAGUAAUGCGUGAAACUGUCCACAAACAAUGCUCUUUUUAUUUUGCCCAACUUGGUGUUGUGCUUGCGUCUGUAACAAUUUCCAGGUACGUCCAAAUCAAACCGCCAAACAAGCACAAUUAAAUGUAUUAAUUGCUAGAUCAAAAGUAAUAAUUAAUUUAAUCGUUACACGUUGGUUUGGUGAGUUGGAGUUCCUACCUUUGGAUUAAAAAUGAUAUCGGUCAAAAUUGCUUGUUUUUGUCUCUUUGUGACUUUGUCAACUUGUCAACGGCCACCUGGAUCACCUGAAGGGAGAUGGGACCGACUUAAUCAUGAAAUGUCCCAACACCAACCACAUCCCCAGCCACAACCUUUAGCGCGUAACUUUGAACAUCCUGAUUUUGCUCUCGAAGGUCCAGAAGCCCCCGAAGGUCCAAAUAGUGCAGAAAAUGCCGAAAAUGGAAUUGCAGGUAAUGAUGAGUAUAACCCGGUUGUUGGUUUUGGUUUACCUGGGGUUCCCAUUCUCGGAGCAGCCGCCCUUGAUGCAAAACUCAAAGGUGCUGCAGCCGUGGCGGCCGCGGAAGUUAAAGCGCUUGCAUUGAAGCAUAAAGCAGAGCUUGAAAAGGCCCUGAUUGACGCUAAAUUAGAACAUCAGUUAAUGGCAUCCAAGAUGCGUUUGGCUGGUCAUAAGAUGUUAUUCCACUCUGCUAUUCUAGGUGUUGAUCGCAGCGCUGGGCCGGAAGAUACUCCCGAAGCGAUUAAAGCCGAUGUUGACCGAGAUAUGCAAGAAGUAAAUGCUGGUGAUCGUGGACAUCCGCAGGUAUUCAGUCGUUUAAAUGAGUUGUUUGGGAAACCACCAGUAAAACGCGAUGUACCACAUGACAUGAACUUCCGUGGACCUCAUAUGAGACGUGAUGAAGAAUUGUUCCUCUGGAAUUUGAAUAAUUUUGGAAGACAGCAGGAAUCACUGAGACAGGAAGUACCUCAAGACGCUCAGAAUGCUCCCCGUCCACAACCAACUCCCCCAGAACAAUCUGGACAUUUCGAACCUGAUGAAGAGAUUCCAGAAGAAGAUCCAUUUGAAGAUACAGAAGCCCUGAUACCGCUUGACGAAAUUCACGGCAAUAAAGUUCCAGAAGAAGCUGGAUUUUCGAUUCGCACAGCUGAGAAUCCAAUAUUGACCAGACCGCAUCCCAGACAUUUUGGACACUUUCAUCAUAAAUCUUUAGGUUUCCAUUCAUCGCAUGAUGGGUUCAACGCUGGACCGUAUGGAUCUAGCGCACCUAGUAUGGCAGGACAUGGCGUGGGAGGCUUGGUAGGACCAUUUGGCAAGUUUGGUCGCCCAACAGAGAUCACCAUCAACAAUCAACAGAAUACUUUUACGAACGCCGUACCAACAUCAGCGGGUAAUGCUAAUUAUCAGAUCUCUCAAAGUACAGGACAAGCAGGGUCCAGUCAAUCUCAUUCCGCUUCUAACAACGGUCAGCAUCAUGCACAUGGAGGGCAUGGGCAUGGUUUCAGAGCAGCGGAAGAAGAGCAGAGGAAUGAUAAGUCUAGGUCCAACGGCCCCAGUUCUCGGAUGCAGAUGAUGAGGAGUAAUUUAAGAAUGACUUCGCAAACUGUAGUUCCAGUAGAACCCGUCUUAGGCCAAGCGCAAGAUAUGCACCUGGCCGACCAUUUUUUAGGCACGCGAGGCCUGAUGCCCGCAGCCUCAGGCUCCACCAUGAUGAUUCAACAAUCCAAUCAGCAGACCCACUCUGGAAGUAUAAUAAACGUUCCUAGUUGGAGAUCCAGCCAUCAUCAUCAUGCAAAACGAUCCAUUGACAACAAUCAACAAAAGACAAUAAAAAACAACAUAAUCCAAGAAACAAAAUAUUUAAAUAAACUUCAGGACGAUACUCUAGACAAAAAUUUCUUAGAAAUGAUGCAACAUUCCUAUCCAACUCAAACAAAAGAUAAAUCAAAAUCAAGACGUAGACGUGCAUUACCAUUAAUUCGCCUAGCAAUGGACCCCAACUCCAAACUCAACAUGCCUAAAACUCUGGAAAACAUCGGAACAAUUGCCCGCAACUCUUUUGAAGAUAAACACGCACCCAUGUAUCACGUACGCAACAUGAUCGGUUCGGUGAAGAACGCAUUUAUGUCGGGUCUUCGAGUCGCUCCACACGAUUUAAUCAUUCCCUCUCAGUACAGAAUCAUCGACACCAAAGAAGAAAUGGUGAUGAAACCAUCGGAAAUUGAAGAAAUCAAAACACGAGCCGCUGCUGACGCAACUGCUGCAGCAGAAUCGCGAGCGGCUAGGGAUCGUGAACGGGAACGAAGACGAGAAGCACUAACUCCACCGAAACCCUUUGAAAUCGUUCAAACUAAACCACAAAAUGAUUUUAUGACCAGAUUAGAAUCAUUGAAAAGUCUCUUUAAGAAUCCUCUUAUAACUCCAAAACCAAAAACAAUUGAUGAGUCAGCUCUUAGAAGAAAAGCUUUUGGUUUGGGGACUGAAGGUGCGCCAAUUUUGGGUUCUCGAAUGAACACCGACGAUAAUGAGGUGGAUCCCUUUGAUUUUUUAAAAACUUUCCAAAAAGUUGGUUCAGUCGUACGUGGCAGUAUAAAAUCCGGACAGGAAACGAUUCAACACAUUAGUGAAGCAGCUCACAGUGCCCGGAAAGCUUACAAUACAGCUCGUUUUGGGGCACCGAGAGUAUUACUACCCUAUGCUAGAGCACCGGUUGUCGAAAACGAUAAUAAGUUAAUGUUUAUUGCCCCAAGAUUUCUAGAUAUUGAUAAAGAAGAUCCUACAGUUGGAAUGGUGGUACAACCAAUGGUUGGAAUGGGUGAAAUUAUGAAUGCCUUUGGUGUUGCAAAUCCAGAAGCUGCAAAGGUACAGAAGCAAAGAAUUAUCGUUGAGAAAACACACCAUCCCCAACCGGGUAAAGUGCCCAUUUUUGAAGCUAGAUUUGGAGGUGGAGAUGAGCACGUUAAUUCCAUGGCAGCUCGAGACAACGAUAAUCAAUAUUUUAUCUACGCUGAAGAUAUUGAUGAAGAAGAAGAACCUCCGAUAGUUGAGGAUACACUUAAAUCAUUGCAAUCAUUGAAAGACAUCGUUGGGGCUAAAACAAUUACAGAGUUUUUGGAAGAUAUGAAGAAAGAUUUUACAUCGUUGCAUGUCAGCCGCAAAGUAAACGACAUUCAAGACUUAAAAAGUCAAAUGACCGACGCCCAAGUAAGUUCACGCAUUGCUGAAGAAACUGAGGAAGAAGAACAGGAGUUGAAAAGAUUUUUAAAUGAUUUGUUUGCUGAUCAAACUGCAAAAAUUGAUAGAAAUUAUGAAGAAGCUAAACUGCAACAACAACAACAAUCUAAUAUUCCUGUAACUCCUCCACAAGACGUACACGUGAAACUACAAUUGAAAGAACAAUCUCCCUCCAAAAGCGAUGAAAUAUUAGGUUCAAAACUAUUCCUACCGCAAAACUUGCUGAAGCCUUUCAUGAAUCAACCAAACACUGAGCAACUCAAUGAUUAUUUCCGAGAAAAUGGCGAUGUAGAGGAAAUCAAAGAUAAUCCCAACGAAAAUUUUAACAACUUUUUAAGAAUGCAUGCUUUGGUAGCCGCAAUUAAUCCGCAGAUGUACAAAGAGCUAUUUAAUCAAACUUUAAAGAUCAAUCCAAAUUCCACUGUGCUGCAUCCAGAAGAUUUAUUUAAUAACACAAAACUUGGAACGGCUCGCAAUAUAGAACAGAUGGGUAGAGAACCUGAAAGUGAUUUAAUUCAAAUGAGAUCACAGUUUUGUCCUGAACAGAACAAAAAUGAAAAUUUGGCCAGCCCAGAUCAGGCUCAUCCAAUAACUCCGGAAAACCAACAACCCCAACAGGACGAUGAAGAGAAAAAACGAAUUAGCAUGCAUUUUCAUAAAAAGUUAACAAAACCAUUCAUGGGCAAAGUAAAACCCAAGACAGAAUAUUAUUACGAUUACGGUUACGAUGAUAAUUAUUAAUUUGGUUUAUAAUUU
This is a messenger RNA of Dalotia coriaria, 4071 nucleotides long. RefSeq lists its product as uncharacterized. The record is from RefSeq and is a predicted model, not a curated record. NCBI's taxonomy places the organism in Eukaryota, Metazoa, Arthropoda, Insecta, Coleoptera, Staphylinidae.